Molecule: messenger RNA, 2146 nt
Organism: Beta vulgaris subsp. vulgaris (sugar beet)
Lineage: Eukaryota; Viridiplantae; Streptophyta; Magnoliopsida; Caryophyllales; Amaranthaceae
Exons: 10
Coding region: 339-1964 (541 amino acids)
Source: RefSeq, a predicted model, not a curated record
UGCAGACUUUUCUUCAAUAUAAUUCUGGAAGGCGGUAGAUUUUUUAACUCAGUGUAAAUUACUAGCUCAUUAGGUUGAAAUUAGUCAUCAAGUGAAUUAGUUAAUGCCAAGCCUUCAUUCCUUUUGAAGCUGAAACUCUAAUUAGUCAAGUAGUCAUUUCCCAAAGUCUGAAACUUGGUCUCUACUUCCGCUGAUAUUCUUGUAUCUUGUUUAUGCUGUCACGUUGGGGUUUCAAGAUAAGGACCCUCCAAGUUUUUGCCUAGUUUGUUAAUUUUUUCAGUUUUGCUACAUGCACAUAUUACUCUGUUCGUUUCCUAUUAGAUGUCGUCUUCUUCACCAUGUGUAGAGAAUUAGAUAUGGACUAUCAGUUUGUAAUUAUCUCAAGGGGAAAACCAUGUGAGAUAUGUGGAGAUAUUGGCAAACCAGAUCCAAAAGAAGUGACCCUCUUAACUUGCUCCAAGUGCAAAGAUACUCGUGAACACAUUUAUUGCAUGGGAGUAAGGCAUAGAGGCGAUCGGAGAAAAUGGAUUUGUGAAGAAUGUGACUCCUCCGAGCAGACAUCUUCGUCAAAAUCUGCUUCAAGCGAACAGAGUGGUGGGACACCUGAGCAAGCAAGGGCCCUAGACUCUGGAGCAAUGAGAAAGAAAUCCUCAUCACCAAGUAAAUCAAAUUAUGCACAUAGGACAUCCACUUCAAAGAAAGCGAAUUCUGUAUUCCAGAAAGAGCAUGGUUGCGGGGACUCACCUGUAGUGAAACAUUCUGCUAAAGAUGUGCAAACAUCAAAUACUAUGAUGGGGAAGGAAACAGAUGGACCUGCACGGAAACAUCGUGGGGAGAAUCCAACUGCUAAGCAGUUAACUUUUGGGAAACUUCCCAAGCCUGGCGUAAGUUCAGGUGGACAUGCAGGACAAUUAUGUAUGGUCCCUCCAACUGCGAAGCGUAUGCCUCGUGAAAAUGUUAUAAAAGAUGACGUAAAUUCAGGGAGUACCUCUCUGAUGAUAGUCCAGGCUCUUCCCGCUGUAAGUUCAGGAAUGGAUGUUUCUGCUGUGGCUCAGCCAAAGAAUAUUGAUUUUAAGGCCACGGAGUCUCCGAGAGAUCUACCAAACCCUCUCGCUGAUCCGACAUGGAAGGGAACUUUUAAGAUCAUCACUGGCAGUUUAUCUAGUUUCCAUGAAAUUCAAGCCCAUCCUUGUAAACCUCAGAGCAGAGCAUACGAGCUGUCAAGACAGCUUCCCAUGACACUAGUGUUUGAAAUGCUGCCCCGACAUAAGUUUUGGUUGAAUUUUUUUGAGGAUUAUGUCCCUGGUGAGCUUGACAUUGGACUAUAUUUUUUCCCCUCUAAGACGUCCGAUCUGGAAGGAGGUUCUGCGUUGCCUAGUAAAUCAACUUGUGGACAUGAACAAAGUUAUUAUUCCCUUUUGGAGUACUUGGAUGAGCAUGACUUUGUCAUCAGAAGUUGCAUUGAUGAAGUGGAGUUGUUUGUUUUUUCUUCUAAACAUUUGGAAGAGAAAUCCCGUUUUAUGAACCAAAAGCAUUUCUUGUGGGGGCUAUUUCGUCCUUCUGACACUAACAGAGUUGCGCCAAAGGAAAUUAUGCUUGUCCAAAAUUCAGACGUGAGAGACAUAAAUGAGGAGCAUGAAGUUGAAGACAUGGAUGUAAACAUGUUAGGCGGACAUGAAGUGGGUGAUUCUUGUGGGAACCACAAAGAAGGUGAGUUAGAGAUCAAAUCAUCAUCAGAAAAUGCAGCAGGAGCAGCUCUUGAACUCUCUCCUAUCAAGGUAAAAAAAGAGCAGACUGAUGCCAUAGAAGAAACAUCUCUUCAUUAUAGCAUAUCGUCGUGUGUUGAAGAUGACCCGGAGCUCGAGAAAGAACUACUAAAGAGCUUCGACAGGUUUGCAGCAAUAAUGCUAGUACAUGAAGUUGGUUGUUCGAAAACAGAUGUCGAAGAAGUGUACGAAGUCUAGGAGGUUGGCUACGGUAGAAAUAUCACAUGUAAUUACUCGCUCUGCAGCAUCGAUGUCUUUACAGUAGGCCAAUACCAGAAAUGUACAGUCAUACUAGAAAUUUGCAGCUAACAGUAGCAAUUAGUUCUGAUAUAUGACAGAAUCACCUUAAUUCAAUGAGAAAGUUGUAUAUUCUGUGACCC